This is a messenger RNA of Trichoplax adhaerens, 1464 nucleotides long. RefSeq lists its product as uncharacterized. Gene Ontology annotation, biological process: cell surface receptor signaling pathway; adenylate cyclase-activating G protein-coupled receptor signaling pathway. Gene Ontology annotation, cellular component: membrane. NCBI's taxonomy places the organism in Eukaryota, Metazoa, Placozoa, Uniplacotomia, Trichoplacea, Trichoplacidae. Gene Ontology annotation, molecular function: G protein-coupled receptor activity. Bases 1 to 1464 code for a protein of 487 amino acids. The transcript has 8 exons. The record is from RefSeq and is a predicted model, not a curated record.
AUGCGUUUAGCUAUUUUAAAUAGACCAUGGAUUUCAGCUUACGGAAACUUCUUUAGUGCAGCUAAAAAGAAUUUAAGCAGAGAUAUUGGAGAGAGCUUGACAACAUUAUUUCUUGGAGUUCCUGGAAAUCAUAAGGUUUCUACAUGGGCGAUCCGAACUAUAGAAUAUUGCUAUUUGGUUCAAACACCGACUGGAAUGAAUGAAACUUGCAGAUUACUUCCACGGCAAAUUGCUGUUUUAUCCUAUAAAGGCAAUACCAGUGAAGGAUUUUCUAAACAGAAAUUAGUGAAUACAUGGAAUCGAGCCAUAGAAUAUGGUAAAAUAGGGCCAUUCGAAGUCUAUCGUAAUGGAUCUGAAUUUGAGCUUAAAGUGGACAAACCGAUUGGUUUUACCAGCCCAUCACCAACUAACGCUUCCGGAAAUAUUACUCUUCCUACGGUCAGACCAUUUCAAAGUGCCAUGAGAAUUACAUCUCAAGUUCUUGGAGGAAUAUCAUUGGCCGGUUGUAUUCUAACAUUUAUAACCUAUAUUAUUUUUAGAUCUAUCCGUCAAAAAAGAGCAAACCAAAUAAUUUGUUUCAUCUGCAUCUCUAUUGCUAUUUAUCAAGUAUUUAACUUUUUUGUCCAAACUUCAAAUUCGAACGAACCACUUUGCAAAGCUAUCGGAAUCCUACUCCAUUUUACCUUAUUAUCAGCUAUAAUGUGGAUGACAAUAUUAGCUUUCCACUUCUACUUUGACUUGAUUCGCGUCUAUUCUGAAGUAAAUCAAAUUUCUAACUUCAAAUUUAUGCUAUUUAGUUGUUCAGCUGGAUUUGGCAUUCCUGGAACUUUGACCAUGGUUGGAAUAACUCUUGAUAGUAGUAACGCAUCAGUAAUUUAUCACACUGGUAGCUUUUGUUGGCUUACAGAUGGCACUUGGGAAACAACCUUAUUUCUUAUGCCUGUUCUUGUCCUGUCUGGUAUUAAUUUGAUCAUCUUUCUAAUAAUAUUUCAAUUAAUUCGUCGAUUAUCACGAGAGCGCAAUCAAGGCGUUACGUUUGCUCAAGUUAUAUCACUUAUGGCGUUGGUUACAGCAUUUGGUUUAGCAUGGCUAUUCUCGGCAGUUGAAUUAGCUAGCGAAGGUGAAGCCAAAGAUGUUUUCGGUGGAAUAUUUAUCGUCCUAUCACAAUUACAAGGUACACUACUGUUUUUCCUGUAUUGUGUUGCUAAGAAAGAAGUUCGAAACAAAUACUUGGAAUUAUUCGGUUACGGAAAAAUCUCUACCUCCGCAUCUGAAUUUUCUGGCAAGCACACGAUUAAGACUAAUAUUGGAUCUCAAUCAGUUGCUCAUACGUCGAAAAUUACUGAUCAUAGUGUCGCCUAUAAUAGUUACUUUGAGUCAAGUAAAGAAAUUGACAACCCGGUACCAGCUCAACAAAUUACUGCUGUACAAGACCUCGAAAGUCAAAAUGCAGUCCAAUUUUAA